CCAGCAGUAGCAGAAAGGAUGGACAAGCCGCCGGCCAGCGACGACGCGCCGCUCGACAUCUCGUGCGCCCAAUGCUUGGACGAUGCGUUCAAGUGCAUCACCGUCGGCUACCAAAUGACGUACUUCUACCGCCACGGUGAAGUGGACUCGUGCAAUGGCCGCUGGACCGACAUCCUGCGCUGCUUCCGCAUCAAGACGAUGAAGCCCACCGACGCCAAAGAGUACCUGAAAGGAUCCAACAUCGAUCCGGAGCGUGAGCCCCAUGUCGCGUCCGUCUGGAACCUCAAGCAGCGCCCGGGCUGGUAGUGUAGCCUCGCUGAAGCAAGUUGCGCACUGCUCCUGCACGACACUGCGACACUUAAACAACAUCUAGACCGUUGCUUUACAUCG
This is a messenger RNA of Saprolegnia parasitica CBS 223.65, 390 nucleotides long. RefSeq lists its product as hypothetical. Lineage: Eukaryota; Oomycota; Saprolegniomycetes; Saprolegniales; Saprolegniaceae. Bases 19 to 306 code for a protein of 95 amino acids. The record is from RefSeq and is a predicted model, not a curated record. The transcript is spliced from 2 exons.